Juglans microcarpa x Juglans regia is the source of this 1466-nucleotide messenger RNA. Its product is annotated as FHA domain-containing protein At4g14490-like. Gene Ontology annotation, molecular function: mRNA binding; protein binding. NCBI's taxonomy places the organism in Eukaryota, Viridiplantae, Streptophyta, Magnoliopsida, Fagales, Juglandaceae. The coding region runs from base 30 to 1298 and encodes 422 amino acids. The transcript has a single exon. The record is from RefSeq and is a predicted model, not a curated record.
AUUUACAAAGCUAUCAACGCGGUUGAAGCAUGACAUCGGGUCAGGUCAAUCGUAGGGUUAAGGAGGAGCUGCCCGUUUCAAUCUUUCAGAAGCAUUUCAAAUUCACUGAAACAAUGGAGCCCCCGCCACUGAAGCUCGUAAUGCUCCGAGGCCCUCGCGAGGGCGAAACGUUAGAAUUCCGACCCUGUUCCACCGUCCGAAUCGGCCGUCUCGUCCGGGGCAACACCAUCCCCAUCAAGGAGGUUGGCAUUUCCUCCAAGCACCUCUCCAUUGAGUCAUCCUCUUCUGGGUCAGGCAAAUGGAUCCUUCGCGAUCUUCACUCCUCCAACGGCACCCUCCUCAACGCCACCAAGAUCCUCCCAGACACUCCCUAUGAUCUCCGCGAUGCCGACUCCAUCAAGAUCGGCGAGUACACCUCCAUCUUAGUCAAGAUUGACGGCCACGAUGAGAGCCAACUGAGACGGAACCCCAGGCGCCGGGCCGCCGAGAAAGACAAGGCGGAACCGAUGGCAGAGAAUCAGGGCCCGAGGGUAAAGGCUUCUAUAGAGAGCGAAGCUAAAUGUGAUGAGAAAGGUGAGGACUUGGAGACUGGGAAUAGAAGGAAGGGUCGGCCGAGGAAAGCUAGGGUUAUGAAGAGCGAAGACGUUGCUCAGGAACUUGGUUAUCAGGAGCCUGAGAAUGUGGGACCCGUGGAAGAGAAACCGUUACGGAAAACAAGUACAAGGCGCACACGGAGUGCAAAGAUCAAGGAAUCUGGGCCUUUAGAACCGGUUCUCGAGAAGAUCCCAGAGAAUUUGAGUGGAGAAGUGGAGGUUAAGGGUAAGAAGAACCGAGUCGGGGCGAGAAGAAGGAAGAAUUUAUGCGAAGAGUCAUUGAAUUUCGUUCGAGUUGAUGCUUCGGAGAAUAAGGGAAACGUGGAAGAGACAAAUUUCGAAGAAAACAUUAUAACCGAUGUUGACAAAGGUGCUCCGAGUAGAGUUGAUGCUUCAGAGAAUAAGGAGAAUGUGGAGGAAACGAAUUCCGAAGAAAAUGAUAGACUGGAUGUCAAUAAAGGCGCGGCGACCGGAGUUGAUGAUAAGGUGGAACGGGGGGCUAGUUCUGGUGUCAAAGAGGAGGAGGGGCUGGAUUUGGAGAAGAUGACGCUUGGGGACUGGUUCGAUUAUUUGGAGGUGCAUUUGCCAAAACAGAUAAUUGAUGCGACCGAGGAGAUGAUUGACGGUAUGAGACAGAAAGCUAAGCAAGUUCGUGAGUAUAUGGUGGAGCAGAGGACUGAGAGGGGUAAAGAGCCAGUGCGAUAGACCACUCCUCAGUUUAUGUGGUAAAUUGAUAGUUCAAUCGGCUUCAUCUUUUAAAUGUAUGUUGCGCAAUAUCUGCAAAUGUGUUUAUUUGUCCUUGAGCUAUGCAUUUCGCAAUUAACAAUUUGGAUCAUAAAAUAUAUUUAGUUGAUAAUCUUCUCUUGGAGUCAA